GAAUGCAAGCAUAUCAUUUCUGGGUACUUGAAAUGUAUCAAGUCGAAUAAAGGCACCAAUGACGAGGCGUGUCGCAGACUGGCCAAGGACUACCUCGCUUGCCGGAUGGACAAGAAUCUGAUGGCCCCCGACAACUUCGAGAACCUCGGACUCAUAUUCAAGGAGGGUCAAGAUAAAGGCACUUCUCCGACCAAUACGACACAAGGAGGAGAAAAAGGAGCAGGAAAGGCCGACUGA
Messenger RNA from Penicillium macrosclerotiorum, 237 nucleotides. RefSeq lists its product as uncharacterized. The transcript is spliced from 2 exons. The record is from RefSeq and is a predicted model, not a curated record. Gene Ontology annotation, biological process: mitochondrial respiratory chain complex IV assembly. Lineage: Eukaryota; Fungi; Ascomycota; Eurotiomycetes; Eurotiales; Aspergillaceae. The annotation marks the transcript as partial. Gene Ontology annotation, cellular component: mitochondrial intermembrane space.